Molecule: messenger RNA, 2915 nt
Organism: Dictyostelium purpureum
Lineage: Eukaryota; Evosea; Eumycetozoa; Dictyosteliales; Dictyosteliaceae
Exons: 1
Coding region: 1-1674 (557 amino acids)
Biological process (GO): glutamyl-tRNA aminoacylation
Molecular function (GO): zinc ion binding; glutamate-tRNA ligase activity; ATP binding
Source: RefSeq, a predicted model, not a curated record
AUGAUUAAAAUUUUAAAAAUUAAAAAUACACCAAAGAUAAUAAACCAAUUUAAAGGAUUUGGUUAUUUUAAUAAUAGUGUUUUAAAUCAACAAUAUAGAUACCAUUCAUCAUGUUGUGGCCAUAACAAUAGUAAUAAUAGUCAAUUAAAAACAAAUGAAGAAAAUAAAAUUAGAGUUAGAUAUGCACCAAGUCCAACAGGUUAUUUACAUUUAGGUGGUUUAAGAACAGCAUUAUUUAAUUAUUUAUUUGCAAAAAAGAACAAUGGAACAUUUUUAUUAAGAAUUGAAGAUACUGAUAGAACACGUUUUGUAGAAGGGUCAGCAAAGAAUUUAGCAAAUUGUUUAGAAUGGGCAGGUAUUCCAUACGAUGAGGGACCAGAAAGACCAGGCAAUUGUGGACCAUAUGUUCAAUCCGAAAGAUUACCAAUUUAUAAAGAACAUGCUCAACGUUUAUUAGAUGAAGGUCAUGCCUAUCAUUGUUUUUGUACUCCAGAACGUUUAGCAAUAUCACGUAUUGGUUCAAAAGGUCAAAAUGGUAUGUCUCUAUAUGAUAGACACUGUUUAAAACUUUCAAAAGAAGAAAUCGAAAAUAGAUUAAAAAAUAAUGAACCACAUACCAUUCGUUUAAAGAUUCCAUCAGAAAAAACAACCAACUUUACAGAUAUAGUUAAAGGAAAAGUUUCAUUUAAUAAUCAAUUAAUCGAUGAUCAAGUAUUAAUGAAAUCAGAUGGAUUCCCAACCUAUCAUUUAGCAUCAGUAGUUGAUGAUCAUCUUAUGGGUAUUACUCAUGUCAUUAGAGGUGAAGAGUGGUUAAAUAGUACACCAAAGCAUAUUGUUCUCUAUGAAGCAUUUGGUUGGCAACCACCAAAGAUGGCUCAUGUACCAUUACUUUUAAAUACAGAUAAAUCUAAACUUUCAAAACGUCAAGGCGAUGUAUCUGUCGAUAGUUAUAUGGAAAAAGGUUUCCUUCCAGAGGCAUUGGUUAAUUUUGUAGCAUUAUUAGGUUGGUCUCCACAUGAAACCACUCAAGAGGUAUUCACUUUAAAUGAAUUAAUCGAUCAAUUCUCAUUGGAUGGUUUAAAUACAAGUGGUAGUGUUGUAAAUAUGGAAAAAUUAGAUUGGUUCAAUGUAGUUCAUAUUAGAAAGCAAUUGGAUGAUCCAUCAACUCAUCAUUUAAUUUUACCAACUAUUAAAGAGCAAAUUAAAGAGUUUUAUAAUCAAUCGUCAAGCGAAAGUGACGAAUAUUUAUUAAAAGCAAUUCAUUGUGUAAAAGAAAGAGUUCAUAUCAUCGAAAAUUUUGUUCCCCUCUUAAAACCAUUUUUUGUUGAUCAAAUCGAUUUUAAUUCAGAGGAAGCUCAAAAAAUGAAAUCUAAAGUUUGGAAAGGUGAACAAUCAAAGCAAAAUAUCACUACUUUUAUUGAGCAAUUAAAAAAUCUCCAAGAUUUUACAGCUCCUAAUAUUUAUAAAACACUUCAACAAACCUGUUCAAAUCAUAUUUAUAAAGAUCAACAAUUAAGUGAAAAAGAAUUAACAGCUAAAGUUAACCAAUUAAUGAGCAAUUUACGUUAUUUAUUAUUAGGUUCCUCUGUUGGUGGUGGUAUACCAGUUGCAAUUGAAACUUUUGGUAAAGAAAAAACAAUUAAUAGAUUAUUAAAUGGUUUAAAUAAAAAUUAAUUUAUAAAAUAAAUUAAUAAUAGUUUAAAUAAUAUUUUUAUUUAUUUUAUUAUUUAUUAUUUUUUAUUUAUAAUUGGCAUGUAUUAGUUCCAGAUAAAACUUUCUCUUUACAAGUGUAGCCAUAUUUACAUUGCCAUGUAUAGUCGCAUAUAAUUGGGUUUUUGGGUUCUUUCCAAUCAAGUGGGAUACAUCUUGGAAUUCCAUUUACCCAGCUUACAAUAUUGGUACUGAGGUCGCAUUUUGAACAUUUUGGUUCAUUUGGAUUUGAUGAGCUUGUAAAACCUUGGGCACAAAUACAAUGUCCGAAUGUUGUGGAUCCAAAGUCGAAUAAAACUUGAACACCUAAACUUGAAACGGAUACUCUUAGGAUUUGAUUAUUAUUUGACAAAUAAAUAUAACCAUCAUAAUAUUUGAAUGUUGUUGGGCCAGAUCCACUAUAUAUUAAAGUUUUUGAUGAUGGGUCAUUGAUUGGUACUUUGUAAUAACUUCUUGAAUUAUAAUAUGAACCGGUAACAUAGUAAAAAUGAGUUGAGGAGACUUCAAAAGAAUAAACAUAUUCGUUAGUUGAAAAUACAACUGGAAGGUUUUCAGUGUAGGUACCGAGAGUAGUUGGAUUAAAUGAUCCUGAAUAUAUUUUGCCACCAUUUAAGAUAAAUAAUUGAUUAUUAAAUUUCUUUAUUUCUGUGCAACCGUAAUAUAAAACUGGGUGGUUUGAAACCUCUGUUUUAAUUGGACCCCUGCUAACUCUAUUUCCAUAUGGCCAACAUGAAUAUUGAAUGUUAUUAUCUUCAUCAAAGAUAUAAUUACUAUCAGAGACACUGGCAAGAGAAACACCGAUUGUAUUAUUUUUAUAAAAUACAUAGUUCUGGGUACCAAUAAUUCUUCUUCCACCAUAUACAAUCAUAUCAUAUGAUUUUGGACCAACUAAUUGAGAUAGACCGGUUAGUAUUUGGUAUGUAUCUUGACCAUAGAUAGUAGUGUGGCUUAUUGCAUCAUAACCAUUACUACCACUUAAGGGAAUUGAAAUAAUUCUAUUUUCUUUUUCAUCACUGUAUUUAAUUGAAAAUAAAAGUCUAUUGUUAACUGGGUCAAUAUCAAUCUUAUCUAAAGGAGAAGUUUUAUUGGUUUUACAAAGAGUGUAAGGAGUAUUUCCGCACUGCCAAUCAUAAGAACAUCCAGUUGUCAAGGAAUUAGAAUAUUUUAAUUGAAAACAAAUUAAAAUUAAAAUUAGUAUAUAUUUU